AUGCCUGACCAGCCCAUUCACAUCGCAAUAAUAGGAGGCAGUCUGGGUGGCUGCAGUCUCGCGCUCGGCCUGCAUCUUCUCAAACGCCAGGAUAUCACCUUUGACGUCUUCGAGGCAUGGAGUUUUUCAGAACGAGGUGCUGGGGUGGGCGUUCAUCCGAAUGGCCAGAAUUCACUUCGUGAGUUGGGUCUAGAUGUGGAUGCGUUGCUGGCGAGAGCGGGGGCGUUUAGGGAGAAGACGACAGAAGCUGUUGUGGCUUAUGGGGAGCAUGAAGGAGAGUAUCUUAUGGAACUUCCUCCCAUGGGAAUUCAAUGCGUUUUGAGAAAGACGCUGCUGGACGAGAUGGUCAAGCUGCUGCCUGAGGAGCGAUUGCACGCCAAUAAGAAGCUGGUGACGGUCGAGGAGGGAGAGAGAAUGGUUCUCCAAUUUGAAGAUGGAACCUCGUACGAAGCUGACGCCGUGGUCGGGUGUGACGGACUGCGUUCAACUGUUCGUGGUUUCAUCUUGGGUAAGGACGAUCCAGCCGUGCCGCCGAAAUUUACGGGCUACUGGGAUGCGAGAGCUUUCAUGAUGGCCGAGGAUUCACGAGAAGCGUGGGGAGACGACAUCGUCCAGUAUGACAAUCCUCGCGAGUACUAUAAAGUCGGCGAAGGGUGCACGAUGCUAUUUGCGUCUGCUCCAAAGGGACACUUGGGAGGGGUGGUAGUUGCUGGAGCCGCAGGUCCGGAGGAGAUGGAUAUGGUUGACAAUUCGAAAAAACCACUGACGCGGGAAUUCUUGGAGAAGAAGUUAUCUGGAUGGGGGAAGCCGUACGUCAAGGGAGUGAUUGACAGUCUGUUGAAUCCGGACUGUGGGCCUGGCAUUUUGUUUGGCGAAUAUGAAUCUCAAGAUGCACCGACGUGGUGCAAAGAUCGAAUGUGCAUCAUGGGCGACGCUGCACAUGCCGCACUUCCCUGGAUGGGCCAGGGGUUCAGCAUGGCAGCAGAAGACGCAGCCAUCAUGACAGCGCUGCUAGGCGCGGUAAGUAGUCGAGGACAUGUCGAGCAAGCGUUCCGUGCAUUCGACAAGCAACGUCGGGGACCUGGUGGUAGGCCUGAUUUCGUCGUCAAGAAAGGAGCACAAGUGGCUGCUCUCUGUGCUGGUCAAAAAGGGCUGGAUCCGUCGACUGCUCUCCAGGGGCUUGAUCAUAUGCCAGAUCUGUUUGUCCAUUUGUGGGAGGGUGACAUUAAGAAAGAGAUCCAGAGCGCGGUGGACGCCUUUGAAGGGUUUAAGUCGAGUUGA
Molecule: messenger RNA, 1281 nt
Organism: Zasmidium cellare ATCC 36951
Lineage: Eukaryota; Fungi; Ascomycota; Dothideomycetes; Mycosphaerellales; Mycosphaerellaceae
Exons: 3
Coding region: 1-1281 (426 amino acids)
Biological process (GO): secondary metabolite biosynthetic process
Molecular function (GO): FAD binding
Source: RefSeq, a predicted model, not a curated record